Rosa rugosa (rugosa rose) is the source of this 571-nucleotide messenger RNA. RefSeq lists its product as uncharacterized. Gene Ontology annotation, cellular component: NatB complex. The coding region runs from base 47 to 430 and encodes 127 amino acids. Gene Ontology annotation, molecular function: protein-N-terminal amino-acid acetyltransferase activity. The record is from RefSeq and is a predicted model, not a curated record. Gene Ontology annotation, biological process: N-terminal peptidyl-methionine acetylation. The transcript has 4 exons. NCBI's taxonomy places the organism in Eukaryota, Viridiplantae, Streptophyta, Magnoliopsida, Rosales, Rosaceae.
GUUCAGUCUUUGAAAACUGAAAAUUGUUGUCCCUUUUACGUGUCAAAUGAAACCUUUAUUCUCCAGCAUUUUCAAAUCUUUUGAGUUGGUUGGCAAAAAACAACCCCCCUCCUCCUCCGCCUCCCCUCCUGGCCCAACCAAAGGACAUAUUUGCAAUAUGAGUACAGUCGAAUGUAUAUUAUGCAAAUUCUCUGUGCUUUUGCAAAAGCUUGGUUAUAUAAUUUAUAGACGAGUACUACGGUAUUAUUCAGGGGAGGAAGAUGGGUUAGAUAUGAGGAAAGCAUUAUCUCGGGAUGUUGAAAAGAAGUCAAUCAUACCCCUCAAACGGCCAGUUACUCCUGAUGAAUUAAGGGGUAAGAUUGUCAGAAAAGGAGGGUUCUCAUUUGAUAUGUCAAUCAUCACCUUCUAUGUUUUGUGUCUGUUUUGUUAGCUUAUGUCCUUUUUUUAAUUUAUAAUUAUUCAGGUUAUGUAUAUAAUGCAAGUCUAUAAGUCUUCUAGAAUAUUAUUUGAGGAUAUUUAAGACUAGUUCUUUGGACUACCCAGAAAACUUGAUAUUAUUUACUUUUCAAUU